AUGAAAAAAUUUGGGUACGUCACUGAACCAAGCGAGGGACUGCCUGCGGGACACGAGCCAGUGAUCGACGGUGUCUUGAGGUCACCAAUAAAAGUUGAAAGUGCAACAUGGGUUCUUGAAGAUCGAAAAACCGUUGUAGUCACAUUCGAAAAAAUUAACAGUAUGGAAUGGUGGAACCGACUGGUAACGACAGAUCCCGAAAUAAAUACGAAAAAAGUGCAGCCUGAGAAUUCGAAACUCUCUGAUUUGGACGGCGAAACAAGACAAAUGAUGAUGUACGAUCAGCGACAGAAAGAACUUGGAUUGCCAACAUCGGAGGAGAAAAAGAAACGAGACCUUCUCAAAAAGUGA
Messenger RNA from Gongylonema pulchrum, 351 nucleotides. NCBI's taxonomy places the organism in Eukaryota, Metazoa, Nematoda, Chromadorea, Rhabditida, Gongylonematidae. The record is from the annotation of a GenBank genome assembly.